UAAAGUGCGAACCUUACCGCAGUAUUGGUCUUUCUACCUAAAUAAAACUAAUUCACUUUAAUAUUUUAGAAUAGCUGAUUACUUCUGUAUAUUGUUAUUAGAAGGCAAUAAACUGUAUGUUUAAAAGUAUAAGGUAUAAAUUAUUAUUUAUUGAUAUACCAUUCCUUUUCUCCUAUGUACUCGCUCUUUAGCAUUGUCAGUUUGCACCAUUAGAUCUUCAUUUAUGAAAUAUGUACUUAGCAAAAGCAGGACGUUCUAUUUAAAUAAUUUCUACAGGUCCAGAUUGAAAACUUAAAGAACAAAUUACUAUGUCUGGGGAAAAUGACUCUGAUUCUGAAGUAGACGUUAUCAAGAAGAGACUAAAGGCAGCUAUUCAUUUUGCGGUAGGAUCGACUUGCCAAGAAGUUGCGGACAGACAACAAAUAUCCUUUCAAAAAAAAGUGCUUGCUGUAAUGACAGAAGCUGCGUGGAAGUAUAGUGAAAUGAUGGCAAGAGAUCUUGAACUCUUUGCUCAACAUGCUAAAAGAAAUACCGUAUCAGUUGAAGAUGUUAAAAUGAUUGCUCGAAAAAGUCCCAAAUUGCACGAAUUGAUGACAAAUAGAGCAAAUGAAAUGGGCCAAAAGAAACAAAAGUGA
Dimorphilus gyrociliatus is the source of this 635-nucleotide messenger RNA. The record is from the annotation of a GenBank genome assembly. Lineage: Eukaryota; Metazoa; Annelida; Polychaeta; Dinophilidae.